Molecule: messenger RNA, 3600 nt
Organism: Eleginops maclovinus (Patagonian blennie)
Lineage: Eukaryota; Metazoa; Chordata; Actinopteri; Perciformes; Eleginopidae
Gene: myzap
Product: myocardial zonula adherens protein
Biological process (GO): intracellular signal transduction
Cellular component (GO): intracellular anatomical structure
Source: RefSeq, a predicted model, not a curated record
ACACACACAUACAUACAGAGAGAGAGAGAGGCAGGUUGCUGAGUGACUGACAAGCCUGUCAACCAGGUGGAGUUUAAAGCAGUCUGGCUGGAAUUAAGACAAUGACAAAGUUGUGUUUGUGUUGGUGAGUGUUGAACUGAUUAUUUCACUGACAGAGAGGAAGGCUCAGAAUCCUGUGGACCCCCAACACCACCACCACAACCAGACUUUACAGACGGGAAUUUCCCUCCUCUACUCUAGCUGGCUGGAGCCAGGGGCAGAUGGUCGCUCUGAGAGUCUGAGCAGUACUCAGGAAAGAGCAGCGAAAGGAAGGGUGGGAGGAGGUCCAGAGAGGCAGAGGAAGAGAAACGAGGAGUGGACAGAAGAGGAGAUAUGCUUCGCUACGGCUCAGGACGAUCUGUUUCCACCAUUACCACAACAACAGAGGACUCUGAAGACUUUUCAAGUGAGAGGAGGAUCAGACGCCUCAGGUUAACUCUACAUGCGGGACAUGAUGGAAACAAGGAGCCAACAACAGCAAACUCAGAAACAACGGAGAAGGAGUCGGACGUCAGAUUGGCAUGGAAGAAGAAGAAUGGGCUGAUCCAAAGAGGGAGGCCAGCUGGCAGGGAGUCACCUCCGCAGCAGCACGGAGACAUGAGCAAUGGGGCGCCAGAGACCUCGCUGCAGAAUCAUGGGCCCAAAGUGUACGGCGUAGUGCAGAGGACGGGUUCGGACAGACAGCAGGAAGUGAUGGCGCGCGAGUGGACGGUCAAUCACCUUCAGGAUGAGAUGAAGUACAUCAGGGAGGUGAGGGAUUCUUUAGAGAAGGUGAGAGAGCGAAUGUAUGGACAGUUCGGAGGAAUGCAGCAAUCAAUGCAGAGUCUUACACAGGAAAUCAGGGCUGCCAAUUCACAUCGCAGGAGUCUAGAGUCCGAGGUGAGGGUCCGAACGGCAGCCAUGGACAGCUUCGAUCAGAUGAACAGCUCCCUUAUAUCUGCUAACAUUGGCCUGCAGAAAUCUCUUCUGGAGAACUGUCAGAGAAGAGUGGACUCAAGAGACGAUGUGAAGAGUUUGCGCAGAACCUGUGAAAAAACACAAGAACAACUCAGAGAGAAGGAGAAGGAGCUGGAGGCCACGCAGGUUGAAAACCAGACUUUAAGGCUGCAGGUGGAGUCUGCACAGGAGGCCAACAAUCAGGCACUGCAGGAGCUUUCGGCAAAGCUUCAGCAGGAGUAUGAGGAGAAGCUGCAGAAUGAACAACGGAAACACAGGGAGGAGAUUGAAAACCUACAGACCCAACUCGAUGAGUACAUCAGGAGACUGGAGGAAGCGGAGUCAAACAUCAGGAUUGCAGGAGCCAAGAUUGCUGACAGGGACCAGAGAAUCGUUGAAUUGGAGCGUCUACUUAACUGUAUGGGGAAGGAAAAGAGUCAACUUGAAAAGAAGCUGCAGGAAUGUGAACAGCGUCUUCGCUUGAUGGAGCUCACAGACGAAACUGAUGCAACUGUCGCCAAAAGGUCAAAACAGCUGCAAUCUGAAUCUGCAGAUCUCCGUGAGAGAAUCAAACACUUGAAUGACAUGGUGUUCUGCCAGCAGAGAAAAGUCAAAGGAAUGAUCGAGGAGGUUGAAUCGCUGCGAGCUCAAGUGGCUCAGAAGGAUAUGUUCAUCUCAGAGCUUCUGGACAGAAUCGCGAUAGUAGAGUGUGAGAAUAAUGAAUUAGAAGACAAGCUGAAGUAUUUUAUGUCUACACAGAAUAGGCCAAGAGUGGUUUUGGAAAGCAAGGAGAUAGGGGUAGGGUGCGAUCUGCUCCCCGGACGUGAAACAAAAAGGCAUGAUGUUGAACCUCCUGUUAACUAUGAAGCAACUAAUCUACAUCCCAUACAACAACCACCACCUGUUCAACCAUCUCCUGCAAUGAAACCUCCAUCACCCACUCUACCAGUGUUUCCCUCACACUCUCCACCCCCGAUACAACCUUCAUCCCCUGCUUUACCUCCAACUUUGACACAACCGUCCUCCUCGACACAAUCUUCACCCUCCAUGGAACCUUCAUCUCCCUCAUCCCCCAUUCAAAGUCCAUUCCACUCCCUUUUAACACCCACCCAACCCAGGACGUUCAGAUCUAAUAACCCUCCACCCAGUAGGCUAGACUCCAGUUUACUGAGGUACACUCCUGUUCAAUACAGCCGUUACCUGCAUGCCAACUCCUCUGUACCGAGUGGGACGUUAAGCUACUCCCACCCGUCUGAAUCUGAGCUUGCUGGUAGUCCUGUCCAGUCCGGGAUAGAUGAGGUGGAUGCAAAAUCAAACACAGACACAAGAUCAAAUCCUGAAGAAUCCACUUCUUCCCCGUCCUCUCGACCAAGAUCACGAGCACCUCAGGUUUAUACACCGUUCAUGAAACAUGGAAAUAACAGCAAAGAUAAACAUAGAUAGAUCUUGAAGUCACAGUUUGAUAUGUUGGUGAACUAGAAGAUUGAUACCACUCAUCAUUUGAAAUGUAACUAUGAAGCUAAGAAAGCAGCUAAUUAGCCUAGCUUAGCACAAAAGGAACAAAAUCUCUCUACCAGGUCUUUUAUACAUUUAUAUUGUGAAUUGUGAAAGACUAUACGGGUGUUUAGAUAGCUUGGGCAAGAAGUUAACUGAAUUGUUAAAUUGCCAAUCAUUGGAUUGUGGAACAACUGUGGGGACUAGAGUCAGUGACCGAAAUAGUGCAGUCCCAAACCCCCACAUGUUCAGUCUUUAUGCUAAGCUAGGCUCUAUGUAACUGCAAUUACUGUACAGUAAUAUAUUACUUUUGUUAAAGCUAAGUUAACUGCAGUUAUACAUUAAUCAUACAGACAGUGGUAUAGACUCUCUCUUCUAACUAUUGGCAAAUUAUCAAAUACGUUUAAUUUUCCAAAAAUAAUGAACAUUUUCUUUAAAACUCAAAUGUAUUCAUUCCUAUUUCACUGCUGGUUAUCUUCUAAAGGUAACUGUAAGUGACAUGCAAAAAGUCUUGUGUAGCUUUUGAGCCCAUGUUCUCAUGUAGCACUAUUCUAGAUAAUAAAAUGUGGCUUGUUGUAGGGUGUAAAUAAUCUAAUACUCUGAAAGUAUUUUGUAAAUAAUGUACUGAAGGAUUAUGUUUCUUUGUUCAUGCUGAAUGACGUCAACUUAUGUUAGUCACAGACCUAUGAGAAUUCAGUCCUAUAUGAAGGUUGGUUAUUGUUUAUAUUCCUACAGUUUUAUAUUGGCUCUGUACAAAUUAAAUGAAUAUUAUUUUGGUAUUGUCACAGUAUGUAAAAAAUAUUUAUGUGCCUUUGUGAACAUCCUACUACCUGAUUCUGGUGGUGGGAAUCUGUAGAAUGAAUUGGCUACAGGGUAAUUUAAUGUAUAAUUGAAAGUACAUUUAUGUGCUAAUGAUCAGACUGUUUAAUCACUUUAAAUGUAAAUUACCGAGGAGACUGCCAUCCCUGAGCCAGAGACACAAGUAUUACCCAGCUGUUGUCUCCACUGCCACCGCUGUGUUUAAAAAAGCUUUAUGAUGUGCCUUUUCCUUAUCGAUACAUAUCAUACUGCAACUAGUGAUAACAGGCUAACAUAUGUUUGGAUAAUAAAGACUUUACUGUGUAAGUACAA